CCAGGGCGCCAAAAUGAAGCGCUUCCUGUUGCUCCUCCUAGGUGGCUAUGUCCAGCUGCGCGCGGAAGACGUCAGCGCGACGCCGGUGCAGAAGGUGCUGGAGCUGCUGAGCAGCAUGAAGAAGAAAGGGGAGGAGGAGAAACAAAAGGAGGCCGUGCAGUUCGCUGCCUACGAGCAGUUCUGUAAGAAUACCCAGAAAGAGAAAGCCAAGGGCAUCGAAGAGGGCGAGGAUAAGAUCGAAAGCAUCAAGGCUGAUUUGGGAAAGCUCUCCGUGGACAUUGCAAACCUCGAAGAAUCGAUCCCUGAAGUCGUCGAAGACAUCGAGAAGGUGACAGCUGACCAGCAGAAAGCCACCAAGGCCCGGGGUGAGGAACGAGCAGCCUACACAACUGCGCACAGCGAGUAUCUGAAGGCGGUGCAGAGUGUCGGAAAGGCUCAGAAGGCCUUGAAGGAGAAGGAGGUUUCACCCGAGCAGGCGGAAUCCUUUCUGCAGUUGGCGUCCAAAGGAUCGGAUCUCACAGAUGAAGACAUUGAUGCUUUCACGUCCUCAUCUCAGGCUCGCAGCGCCAUUGAAGCCUUUCUUUCAGAGGGCACAUCUCUGGAGAAACCUGCUGAGGGUGCCUACAGCUUCCAGUCCACAAAGGUGAUCGAGCUGUUUCUUGCGCCGUUGAUCCUGCUUGGGUUGGAUCAGUUGGAGGAGAAAUUUCAGACCGAACGUGUUGCUUUGGAAAAGAGUGAGGCAGAGAAGAAACAUGCCUACGAGAUGCUGAUGAGGGACUGGAAGGCACAGCUGGCCACUGGAAAGAAGACCAAGGAGGACAAGUUGGCGGCCAAGCUGCGGAAGGAUCAAGUGAAGGCUGAGAAGUCCGCUGCCUUAGUGGAAGUCUCCAAGUUGAACGAGGAUGACAAGAAGUACCUGGCAGAUCUGAAGCAGACCUGUGAUCAGAAGGCCAGCGAUUUCAAGGAACGUCAACGGCUGCGGGGCGAGGAGCUUGCAGCCAUCGACAAAGCCUCCGAAGCCAUCCAGGGAACGGUGUUGAAGGUCGCGGACAAGAAAAGUUCGUCCAAGGGCACAUCGCUGGCGGCCUUGCGCUCUGACAGUGGUGGUGCCAAAAGAGAGCAGGCCAUUUCCCUGCUGAGAGAAAAGGCCGAGGAGCUGGACAGUAACAUGCUUUCGGCCCUGGUCUUGCGUGCCGAAGGCGACAGUUUGUCCAAGAUUCGCAAAAUGAUUUCGGACUUGGUGACACGUUUGCAGCAAGAGGCAGCUGCGGAUGCGGAGAAGGACGGUUGGUGCAAGAAGGAGCUUGCCACAAACGGUCAGACUCGGAGCAGUAAGAAGGAACUCGUGGACACGGUGCAGGGCGAGGUCAACCAGUUGAAAAUCGACAUCACCGAGCUGGGUGAUGACUUGGAAAGCUUACAGAAGGACAUUGCCAGCCUGGCGAAAGAUCGUGAAUCUGCGACGAAACUCCGCGAGAAUGAGAAGGUGGAGAAUAAGGCCACCAUCAAAGAUGCCCAGGAUGCGCAGAAGGCCAUUGCCCAGGCCACUGCUGCAUUGGAUAGUUUCUACUCACGUGCCAAAGCGAAGGCAUCUCUUCUGCAAACACCCGUUGGAGCUCCAGAGAUCUUUGAGGAUAGCUACACUGGCAUGGACAGUGGUGCUGUCACUGCCCUUUUGGAGGUGCUACAAGCAGAUUUCGUCCGUAUGGAGAGUGAAACUGAAACGGCCGAGGCUCAGAGCCUUGGUGAAUACACGAAGUUCAUGUCCGAUUCGGCUGUGGAUAAGGCGUCCAAAGAGAAGGAGGUCGAGUUGAAGACUG
Molecule: messenger RNA, 1820 nt
Organism: Cladocopium goreaui
Lineage: Eukaryota; Dinophyceae; Suessiales; Symbiodiniaceae
Source: the annotation of a GenBank genome assembly